Messenger RNA from Fibroporia radiculosa, 1212 nucleotides. RefSeq lists its product as uncharacterized. The coding region runs from base 1 to 1212 and encodes 403 amino acids. Lineage: Eukaryota; Fungi; Basidiomycota; Agaricomycetes; Polyporales; Fibroporiaceae. The transcript is spliced from 2 exons. Gene Ontology annotation, molecular function: protein binding. The record is from RefSeq and is a predicted model, not a curated record.
AUGUUUGCUCCUCCAAGACCAAAUAAGCGAGCCCGAAUAUCCGAGGACACGACUGCAUCCUCCAACCAGCUACCUGUCACUACGCCGAUCAGUUCAUUAGUCCAAUCUCGAAAUCGUAGGAGCUUUCUCAGCCGUACUUCCCGGCACCCAAUAUUUUGGCAUCUUGAUGGUUCAGUUGUAAUCCUGGUUCAGAAGACCCUUUUCAAACUGCAUCGUUCUCGUCUCGCGUCGCAAUCCGAGUAUUUUGCCAUUCUUUUCAAGGGUAUACAGGAUACAAGUAGACAGAAUGAUGAUGACAUUGUUGACGUCACAGCUCUCGUGUCCGAAGUUGAUGGUAUCAUUGAAGAUGAAAUAAUUGAUAGCUGUCCGGUUUAUAGGAUUGCAAGGGUAACAGCUGAGGAUUUUUCUGUCCGUUUGAAGGCAUUGGACAGUGGAAUUGCCCUUGUCUUGACACCACCGCCGUUCUCUGAUUUAGUUGCACUAUUGCGUGGUGCCCACGCCCUCUCGUUUCCAACAGUAUCCCUUUAUGCCUCUCACCUACUACGUGAGAUGUGGCCCGCAGACCUCUCACAGCUCGCAACUCCAAGUGAAAAACACACACGGCAUGCAGCAGAGAUGCUUCGGCUGUCGCGGUCGUGCAACUUCCCUGAAGUACGCAAACGGGCAUUCUACGAGUUGCUCCGCAGUGCAUCCUUUAGCCAAGCCUCGGGUGACCUGGACGACAACAGCUUCUCUACCGUCUUCGGCCAGGAUGAGCAGCCGAUUACAUGUGCCUUGGACCGAAUCGACAUAUUACGUCUUGUCUCUGCAAGGGAAUUUUUUCAACAGAUUUGGAUGAGACUCAUUCGCGCUCCACCCUCUCCGUCAGCGGUUCCGUGUCCAUUGGAACAAAUCUUUGCUGGGAUUAAUCCCUCGCAAGAGUCUGCUCUGCAGCGCUGCCGUGAAGCUCGUGCGGGUAGCGUCACGCAGUGGACGGCGGAAGUAAUCCAAGGCACAAUCUUCGACGAGGGUUUUUGUGAUCCACUUUGUGCGUUGGAGAAGCUCGCAGACAUGGACUGGGCCGGCAUGGGCUACUGCACCGGCUGUAUUUGUGCGCGCAAGGAGCUAUGGAGUGAAGAGCGGGAGGCGGUAUGGCGGAAACUGGACCGCUGGCUGGGGCUUUCUGGAACAGUGGAACAAGAUUCAGAUGAUAUUCAGAUGGCUUCGGAAUAA